UAUCUCUGAUUUUAAAUGUCCUGCAAGUAGUGAUUUUCUGACAGAAUCAGCUGUAAAGUAAUGGAAACAAUAUUACCAUCAUUAUACACAUGUAAAAUUCAAUUUGAAGAAGCAAAGAACCGUAUUUCUUUCUUUCUGGGAAAACGAGAUUUUCUUAUCAAUACAUCAGUUGUGAUAAUUUUACGAUAUCGUAGAUUCCGACGUUGUUUUCUACCUGUAGUUCCCUGCUGGCACAGACACAAACAAGGUUGGCUGGGGGAGUGACGGACGUGAAGUACUGAAUAAUUGAGUUUGCUACAAUUAAGAACCCGGGGAAUUUGAACUUACUCGGGUUGAGCCUUGCGUGUUUCGUACUUAUCAGCGUCUGUUAGUCGAUAUUUCUUAAUUAAUACGGCAGUAAUGUUUUGUAAAUGGGUGAUGUUCGUGUUAGUUUUGUCUUUCCAUCUCAUCCAGUUAUGUGAAAGUGAAAUAGAUGUACAGAAGGAUACUGACACUGGAAGUUGCGGUUGCGGAUCAGCUGACAGAAAGACAAUUAAGAAUUUGGAAAGGUCUGACAAUAGCUUGGAUGCAUCUGAAAUGGAUGCAAGAGAGAAAUAUUUCGCAGCGUCGAAUGUGCAGUCACCAUACCCCAGAACAAAUAAUAUGGUAUAUAUUAAAGGUGGAAGUUUUACCAUGGGUACUAAUAAGCCACUGUUUGUAGCCGACGGAGAAGGUCCAGCUAGGGAAGUGAAGAUCGAUGAUUUUUUCAUGGAUGUUCACGAAGUUAGUAAUGCAGAGUUUGAAUUGUUCGUUAAUAGCACAGGGCACAAGACAGAAGCGGAAUCUUUCGGUGACUCCUUUGUAUUUGAGUCAUUACUGAGUGAAGAUACAAAAUCAAAAAUAACACAGGCAGUCGCUGCUGCACCUUGGUGGCUCCCCGUGAAGGGCUGCAAUUGGCGCCACCCUGAAGGUCCAGAUUCGGAUAUAAGAGACCGUAUGGAUCAUCCGGUGAUCCAUGUGUCCUGGAAUGAUGCUUCAAAAUACUGUUCUUGGGCACAGAAAAGAUUACCAACUGAAGCUGAGUGGGAAUACGCCUGCCGUGCUGGACUCAACAAUCGUUUAUAUCCUUGGGGCAACAAGAUUCAGCCUCAUGGUGAGCAUCGAGCAGCUCCUAGCCUACCUGUGAAGUUGAUCUCUCAUUUAGCUGAGACUGAGAAAUUGGUUAUAAUAUUGAAAGUCUGUUCAUACACAGUGUCUUCUAUUAACUGGUUAUGGAUUUCACUUUUUCAGACGGGUCCUGAGUCAGGAACUGACAAAGAAAAAGGUGGUUCAUAUAUGUGCCACCACAGUUAUUGCUUCAGAUACAGAUGUGCAGCACGGAGCCAGAACACUCCGGAUAGUUCUGCUGGUAACCUCGGAUUUCGCUGUGCUGCAACCGCACUACCUGAAUACUUAAAACACUAAUGCUUAAAAAUGUUGCUACAAAAGAUGGAGUUUAGAACCAGACGGGCACCGCACAGGGCAGUGGACUUAAGUGAAUGUUACGUACUUAAUAUUCGGACAUGUGAUGGCAUAUAUUUUUGUAUGUGGUUUAUAGAUGUUUAGCUUUGAUAUUGGGAUUUUUGUUUUCUGGUUGAGUCCAGUUUUUAUUGUAACGAUGAGAAUGGUGUGUAGAUAUGAUUUGGGUUAUGCUCUCUCACAGCUUAAGAAACAAUGCAACAGGGACCAACAAGGAGGGAACGAUACGUAACUUCUGCAAUGCAGGAAGUGACCACUAUGGAAAACCGUGCUUUUCUCUGUAUGUAUGUAUGUAUGUAUGUAUGUAUGGUAUGCAUGUAUUUAUGUAUGGAAUACCAAGAACGUUUGGCCUGUAAUUAUGAAAUGCCACUCAUGAAACUAAACUAAAUAGUGCACUACAAUACUCAAUAGUAACUAUCAGUCUUAUGCCAUUGAAGUGCCUUCUGAAAGUGAACGUUUUAAAUUUUGUUUGACUGUGACAAAGAAGGCCACUGCAGGUGAAAUUUGUAUCUGCAUAAACACACACACACACACACACACACACACACACACACACACACAGAGAGAGAGAGAGAGAGAGAGAGAGAGAGAGAGAGAGAGAGAGAGAGAGAGAUUGCAAGAGUUCCAUCAGUGUAUUCAUGUUGAAAGGGUUAUUUCUCUAAGACAAUAAAUGAAAAUCCUGCCACAUCUAGAAUUCUCAAAUUCUGUAGCAGAAAAUGAUGUAUAUGUAUUUUAUUGGUUGAUGUUCCUUGGUAUAUAUUGUACUUAAAAGUUUAUGUUCCUGAUACAAAGUCUUCCAGACGUAUAUGUAUGUUCAUUUGUUAUGAAAAAAUAAAAUAUUAUUGUAUGCCA
Messenger RNA from Schistocerca serialis cubense, 2349 nucleotides. Its product is annotated as formylglycine-generating enzyme. The record is from RefSeq and is a predicted model, not a curated record. Lineage: Eukaryota; Metazoa; Arthropoda; Insecta; Orthoptera; Acrididae. Gene Ontology annotation, cellular component: endoplasmic reticulum.